Messenger RNA from Chelonoidis abingdonii (Abingdon island giant tortoise), 3061 nucleotides. Lineage: Eukaryota; Metazoa; Chordata; Testudines; Testudinidae. The record is from RefSeq and is a predicted model, not a curated record.
UCGGGGAUACGGGGGGCGCUCGGUGGAGGCGCUUCAUUUGCCCAUAGCUAAAAUGGCGGCAGGAAGUGGCCUCCUGUCCGACCUCGCUGCUCGUUCUCUAUGGUCUGGACUCUUACGCCGCUUGCGCGGGGGGCGGGGCCGUCUCCUGCGUGGGGGUGGGAAGGUUACGGGCUUUGCGCAGCUAGUAGCUGCGGGUUGCUGUCAUUGCGGCUGCCGCGACUGAGGCCGGGGAACCCAGGCGUCCGAGGACUCUAGGCGGGGGUCUCUUAACGGAGGGGGUGAGGGGACCCUGGCGUCGGAGGACCGGGGAGAGGGAAAUGGGAGACCCAGAGUGGGGGGAGCGCUAGGGGACCCCCACAUUCGGGGUACUGUGAGGACCCUUUGAAGAGGAUACCGCAGUGGGGUGGGUCGGGGGACCCAGGAGUCCGGGCACCUUCGUGCUGGGGCGCAUCGCAGCGGGAGGGGACCCCCAGGCUGGGGGGAAGGAGUGGGGGACUCUGUAACCUGGAGCCCCUUCAGGGAAGGGGAGAGGGCAGAGAAGCCCCCCAUAGAACUGGGACGGUAUUAGGGUUGGGAGCGUUCCCCUCACCUCUGGCAGGAGAAUCCCCCCAACUGGGAAUCAGGGCCCAAAUCCUCUGUAUCGCCCUCUGACCUGUGCCACCCCUAAUCCUGCCAUGAAGCAGCCUGAGCCUGCCGGUCCCUCCCUGGCCUCUCUUGCCCCAGGAUUUUGCCUCUUCCUGUGGGGGAGGCUGUGAUGCUCACAGACCGUACUGCUGUUGGGGAACUGUUGGGGGGGGGGUGUCCAGGGUGGGCUGGAACCCCCCCCCUUCCUAUACAUCCACGGGAGCUGGUUCUCCCUCCCUACAUGCUGGACUCAGCACUUUGGAAAGGGAAUUGAUCUUUGGACACACGCUGACCCCCAAUAGCAGCAGUACCCCCAGCCUAGGGGACACUGCGCGCCCACCCCAUAGCGCUGGCACCCCCAGCCCAAGACAAACAGAUUUCCCCUCGGGAAAUCCCCCAGGACAAGCUGUGCCCCCAGCAAUAGAACCCCUCAGCCCAGGAUAAACUGUUUCUUGUUGUAGUAGGGCAUCCCCCCCUUGGCACCUCAAACCCUCUCUGUUACAAUCCAUAUCCCCCUGGCACCUCCCUUUCUCCACACCAGCCUUGCUAUAUCCUCCUCCGGCUCUCAGGGGGUGCCUCCCCUCAUAGCCCUCUUCUAGUUGAGACCCCCGCACUCUCCCCUCAAAGAGACAGCUGGGCAUGGAGCAAGCUGCCAGCAACCUGACGGUGAUUGUGCCAGCCCAGCGCCUGACGCCAGCUUUUCCCCCGGCGGUCAAGCUGGGGCUCACAGCGCUGUACACGGCGCUGUAUGCCCUGCUCUUCCUCUCAGUUUAUGCCCAGCUGUGGCUGGUGCUGCUCUACCGGCACAAGAAGCUCAGCUAUCAGACUGUCUUCCUCUUCCUCUGCCUGUUCUGGGCCACCCUCCGCACCACGCUCUUCUCCUUCUACUUCAAGAACACUCUCAAGGCGAACCAGCUGGGCCCCUUCCUCUACUGGCUGCUCUACUGCUGCCCCGUCUGCCUCCAGUUCUUCACCUUGACGCUCAUGAACCUCUACUUUGCCCAGGUGGUGUUCAAGGCUAAAGCUAAGUACCACCCAAACAUGACCAAAGGGCUGCUGGCUGUGCGGGGGGCCUGCCUGGGCGCCAGCCUGCUCUUCCUGGCAGUGAAUGUGGCCUGCGCAUUCGUGGUGCGGCUGGGGCGGGCUGAGCCCUGGGCCGUGGUGCUGACCCGUGUCCUCAUCAACGACUCACUCUUCGUGCUGGGUGCUAUCACCCUGGCGCUCUGCCUCUGCCUCGUGGCUCGUGGCUCACCAAGCACCAGCCUCUACCUGCAGGCCAAGGGCACCACAGUGUGCCAGACAGCAGCCAUGGGUGGCACCAUGGUACUGCUGCACGCCAGCCGUGCCUGCUACAACCUGGUGGCCCUGGCGUUGAGCUCCCACACCCGGCUGGAUUCCUUUGACUAUGACUGGUACAAUGUUUCGGACCAGGCGGAUCUGAUCACUGACCUGGGGGACCAAGGAUAUCUGGUUUUUGGCCUCAUCCUCUUUAUGUGGGAGCUGCUGCCAACUGCCCUGCUGGUGGGCUUCUUCCGGGUGCACCGCCCUCCCCAGGACCUGGGUCAGGAUGACAAAGGCCCAACGAUGUCAUGCUGGAUCCGGAGGUCCCAGAAGAGUGCCAACCACAUCAUCAAUGGGCAGCUUGGGGGCUCCCGUUCCUACUUCUUUGACCACCCCGGGCAAUAUGAGAACGAGGGCCCCCCCCGCAGGAAGGGAAGCAGCCUGGCAGGCCGACUGGGCAGCGGCAGCUGGUAUGGAGCCAUUGGCCGGACUGGGAGGGAUCCGGACUGGCUGGGGGGGCAGCCCCCCACAACCCCCCUGCUCUUUUCCCAGGUCACUGUGCAGACCAGCCACCACCACAGCCUCUACUCCACCCCACAGACCUAGAUGCGCCCCCCCACCCUGUGCGUCACAGGUGGAUGCUAAUGAAAUGGGGCCAUGAGGACUCAAUGGUGUGGAAGGUGGGGGGAUGAGUUCUGAGUGCAGGAAGUGGAGGGGACCCAGCUCUGUGCAACUCAAGCUGAACAACCCCCAACCAAACAGCCCCCCUCCCCAUCGCACAGGGAUGGCUCUGGCACCACCCCACGUGCUGCAGCCUCUGAGGGUGCAGGCCAGUUUGGGCAUGGAUCCCAGUGUCCUCCCGUGGGACAAAGGAAGAAUGGACUGUCUCCUCCCGCUGCUGCUGAAUGUGCUGGAGCAUUGCAUGUCGGGAGUCCCCCCUCUGGAUUAGUGCCUGCAGCUGAACCAUCCUGGGGGCGGGGGUCACACUGUUGUGAGGUGCCAGACUGUGGCUGAGGUGCCAUUUCGUACCCUCCGGUGCACGCCAUCUCCUGGCUUCUCCCAGAGCUCUCCCCAGCGCUGCCCUCCCACCCCAAGGCUUUGGUGCUGUCCUGUCCAUCCACCCCAGGCUCAAUAAAAGGUUUGUGUUAGUGGCACA